Messenger RNA from Diplodia corticola, 675 nucleotides. RefSeq names its product tetraspanin. Lineage: Eukaryota; Fungi; Ascomycota; Dothideomycetes; Botryosphaeriales; Botryosphaeriaceae. The coding region runs from base 1 to 675 and encodes 224 amino acids. The transcript has 4 exons. The record is from RefSeq and is a predicted model, not a curated record.
AUGGCGAACAAACUGAUGCUCACCUUCCUCGGCUUCGAGGUGCUGUUCCUGCUGAGCGGCGGCCUGCUCAUGGGCUUCGCCCUGUUCAGCGAGAACAGCAUGCACUCGAAGCCCACGGCCGACACCGUCGCACCGCACCUCCUGCUCAAGCGCACGCCCUUGACCGCUACCAUCGUCAACGGCAUCUUUGUCUUCGCCACCUUCCUGAUGGUGCUGCCUGCCGUCUUCUUGCCCACUAACCGCGGCUGGCUGCGCUUCCAUGGCUACAUGGUCACCUUUUGCGGCACCUUCACGCUAGUCAUCGGCCUCAUCCUCUGGAUCGAAACUCUGCAGACGCGCCGCAUGCUGGGGUCGAUCUGGGCCGGUGAGGCUCCCGAGACGCAGAGCCUGCUGCAGCAGAAGUUCAAGUGCUGUGGCUACAACAGCCCGACCUCACCGCCUUUCGUCGCCGACGGUACAUGCACGGAUGCAGUCGUCGCGGCCAACCUGGGCGGCUGCAUCGGACCGUUCAGCGGCUUCGCCAAUCAGUAUCUCGAUGUCAUCUUCACGGCCGCCUUUGGUCUCGUUGGUCUCGAUACCCUCCUACUUCUACACAUUGCCAUGGUCCUUAAGGAGCGCGCCGAGCAGGCUCGCUACCGGCACAUCGAUGAGAAGAACGGCACCCAAUUCUAUUAA